UCGAAGCAAGUAAACAAAGCUCGUAAAAAUGUAUCCGGUGAGUUCGCAAAAGAAAUUCUGGACUUUUAAAACGGAACAGGAGCUUCGUGACUUGCGAGCUAAGCACAAUGAUGCUUUUGUCGCACGUCACGGCGCAAAUAUAACCAUCCCAGUUGAAGAUUAUUUCCUUACCAAAGACGAGGAACGGUUAAUUUUGCGACAAUAUGAAUUGCAGCUCAAGGAAUUCUGCAAAAGAUUCGAACCGCCGAUGCCUAAAUGUGUUGUCGGGACGGCAUUUCAUUAUUUCAAGCGAUUUUACGUUUAUAACUCGCCCAUGGACUACCAUCCGAAGGAAAUUCUCGCAACUUGCGUGUAUUUGUCGUGCAAAGUUGAGGAAUUUAAUGUCUCGAUCGGGCAAUUUGUCGCCAAUAUCAAAGGCGAUCGCAAUAAAGCGAUGGAUAUUAUUCUCUCGAACGAGUUGUUGCUGAUGAAAGAGCUAAAUUACUACUUGACGGUCCAUAAUCCGUAUCGCCCCGUUGAGGGAUUCCUCAUUGACAUCAAAGCGCGAUGCUCGUUGAAUAAUCCCGACAGAUUGCGACAAGGCAUCGACGAUUUUUUGGAAAAAACUUUUUUUACGGAUGCUUGUUUGUUGUAUGCGCCGUCUCAAAUUGCCCUCGCGGCGGUUUUGCAUGCCGCCAGUAAGGAGCAGGAGAAUUUGGAUAGUUAUGUGACGGAAUCGCUUUUUGCGUCGGCGAAGGAUAAGUUGGGAAUGCUCAUUGAAUCUGUUAGAAAGAUUCGGUCGAUGGUUAAGACAAUAGAACUGCCACAAAAGGAAAGAAUAAAGUUUUUGGAGAAGAAAUUGGAAAAGUGUCGGAAUGAGCAAUACAAUCCCGAUAGCGCUGUUUAUCGCCAACGGAUGAAAAAGAUGUACGAUGAUGAUGAUUAUGAAGGAAUUUCAACGGAAGAUGCGAUUCGUGAUUGAUUUGUUUGUUAAUUAAAGAUAUUUUUUU
This is a messenger RNA of Culicoides brevitarsis, 989 nucleotides long. RefSeq names its product cyclin-H (gene CycH). Bases 29 to 961 code for a protein of 310 amino acids. Lineage: Eukaryota; Metazoa; Arthropoda; Insecta; Diptera; Ceratopogonidae. Gene Ontology annotation, molecular function: cyclin-dependent protein serine/threonine kinase regulator activity. Gene Ontology annotation, biological process: regulation of cyclin-dependent protein serine/threonine kinase activity; regulation of transcription by RNA polymerase II; DNA-templated transcription. The transcript is spliced from 2 exons. The record is from RefSeq and is a predicted model, not a curated record. Gene Ontology annotation, cellular component: nucleus; transcription factor TFIIK complex.